CUUGGGCGCAAGAGAAACCGUACUCGGGACAUUCGACAAGUCGAGACCAAGUGCUCCUUCGAGUUCAUCUUUGGACGUUUCUCGAGGAAGCUGCUCUUCAGCGUGCGAAAAUCCAACAUGAAGGCUAUCUACUAUGUUUGCUGCGUUCUCGUGGUCAUGUGCUUAAUUAACGCGGGACAAUCGGAGAAACCUUUGAACAAGAUCGACCAACAAUUACUGGACGCCUUCAACGUGGACAGAUCUUUGAGAAUGAAAAGACCAUUCUGCAACGCGUUCACUGGAUGCGGAAGGAAAAGGAGUUUCUCCGAGUAUCUGACGGAUCUCCAGGAGUUGAAAUCCAGCGACAGCAUCCGUAUACCAGUUUCUCUGUACAAGGCUCUGUUGAACGCAGCUCAGACCGCAUGUGGUCGAAGCACCGUCGACAUGAACGAGUACCAAUCGUCCGAGGUCCCUCAGGUGUACAUGUCCGGUAAAAUAGGAAAUCAGAAGAGGUACGAGAUGCCGUUGACGUCUCUGGAUUGA
Messenger RNA from Habropoda laboriosa, 522 nucleotides. Its product is annotated as cardioactive peptide-like. The coding region runs from base 118 to 522 and encodes 134 amino acids. The transcript is spliced from 4 exons. Lineage: Eukaryota; Metazoa; Arthropoda; Insecta; Hymenoptera; Apidae. The record is from RefSeq and is a predicted model, not a curated record.